GUGGAAAAAAAGUGAGCAGCUUUGGUGCAGAGCAUAGCGAUGGCGGCCAACUGGGGAAGGAAAACCCUGCAAUUAGCUUCGUCUUCUACGAGAACCCUAUUCUCUCGUCGAUCUUCACCUCCCUCUGUCUCUUCUUCCUAUGCCACCAACUUCAACGGGCUUUCUUCUCCGCACAAACGCGCACUCUCGUUUUCCCGGGUUCCGGUACAGUUGGCUGGUGCACAAGUAUCUUUGACCCCGCUUCAUAGUGUUACUGCCUCUGCUUUGUUCACUUCUCUCCUCUCUUUGCACAAUACCAACUGGGGUUGCCUUUCAGAAGGUUUUGCUACACCUCUAUAGCAUGGCCAAUGAUAUCUUGCUUUUAGACCAUCCAGAUACCAUUAGGUGCAGGUUUUGUUUCAAUACUUGUUUCUAGUAGGUUCUGCGAUUAAUAAUGUAAUUUGAUUAAUUUUUCUCUACCUAUUGAGACUGUCAAAGUGCACUGUUGUCAUGCUGACAUUUACAAGGUGUUUUUGCUGUUCGAGCUUUCAGAAAGACCAGUCUAUUCCUGAUGACUAACCCUCCAAUUCUGGAAAAUUUUCCAUGUAAAAUGUAUGCGAGUUUUU
Messenger RNA from Abrus precatorius (Indian licorice), 605 nucleotides. RefSeq names its product protein NUCLEAR FUSION DEFECTIVE 6, chloroplastic/mitochondrial. Gene Ontology annotation, cellular component: mitochondrion. Bases 40 to 339 code for a protein of 99 amino acids. The transcript is spliced from 3 exons. The record is from RefSeq and is a predicted model, not a curated record. Lineage: Eukaryota; Viridiplantae; Streptophyta; Magnoliopsida; Fabales; Fabaceae.